AUGAAUCGUCUUCUUCCCCUUCUACUCAUUCUUUCCAUUUCCGGAUAUCUCUCUGCUAGAGAGAUAAAAGUAUACAACAAGUGUCCUUUCACUACAUGGGCUGGAAUCCUUGGUCCCGGAAAUCCAGCUGGAGGAGGAUUUCGACUGAAUGCAGGAGAGACAAAAAGUGUUUUCGUGGAUGAUGCAUGGAAGUCUGGAAGAAUUUGGCCUAGAACCGAAUGUGAUGGAAACAUGAAUUGUGCUACUGGAAGCUGUGGACCACGUGAACAAUGCAAUGGAGCUGGUGGAGAGCCUCCAGCCAGUCUUGCCGAAUUUACUCUUCGUGGACACGAGGGUCUUGAUUUCUACGACGUCUCUUUGGUGGAUGGAUACAAUAUUCCAGUGCUGAUUGAUGCUCAAGGAGGUCAUGGAGCAUGCAAAAGAGCUGGUGGCUGCUUCAAAAACAUCAAUGAUAUCUGCCCAGGAGAUCUUGCUGUCAGAAGAAACGGUCGCACUGUCGCUUGUAAAUCUGGAUGUUUGGCCUACAACAACGAUCAAGAAUGCUGCCGCGGAGCCUUCGGAACAUCUGAUAAAUGCAGACAAAGCAAGACUGCAAUGUUGUUCAAAGAGGCCUGUCCAUCAGCUUACUCAUACGCUUACGACGACGCCACAUCUACAUUUACUUGUAAAGACGCCACAUACGUCGUUCAAUUCUGCUAA
Caenorhabditis remanei is the source of this 699-nucleotide messenger RNA. RefSeq lists its product as uncharacterized. Bases 1 to 699 code for a protein of 232 amino acids. The record is from RefSeq and is a predicted model, not a curated record. NCBI's taxonomy places the organism in Eukaryota, Metazoa, Nematoda, Chromadorea, Rhabditida, Rhabditidae. The transcript has 3 exons.